Molecule: messenger RNA, 2005 nt
Organism: Chaetomium fimeti
Lineage: Eukaryota; Fungi; Ascomycota; Sordariomycetes; Sordariales; Chaetomiaceae
Product: ADP-ribosylglycohydrolase-domain-containing protein
Exons: 2
Coding region: 383-1807 (474 amino acids)
Source: RefSeq, a predicted model, not a curated record
GGUUGGGGAUGAACAUACAUUCCCUUAGCCCCCGUUGAUCGUCGCAAUUGCAUCAUUUGACUCUCACCCUUCACCACAGUAUCGGCCUCUCCGGAAACACCUGAUUGUGUUCUAAAUGUGAACCAACUAGGUAGGUACCUCGGUAUUCGCGCAGAAAGGUGACAACAAUAAUAUCAUGGUUGCCUAACACCAAGCAAGCCACCACGUGCAGGAAGUGCGGCUGAUCCGCGACGUGUCCGAACCCCAAAACCGAUCCCUGAUCCCAGAUAUCCCUCGAACAAACUGUUCCACUCCCGAACAAUUCCCCUACCCAAUUCCACAAGACCAUCAUCUCCCACACCACCACAGCGCCGAACCGCAACCAUCAAACCAGCCAACAACCAUGACCACCCCCACCACGACCCUCCCCCCCUCCGCAACCACCCACCUCCUCCACGCCACCCUCCAAGACCGCAUCGCCGGCGUGCUAAUCGGCUCCGCCCUCGGCGACGCCAUCGGCCUGUACACAGAAUUCAUGACCGCCGCCACCGCCGCCACCGCCUACCCCACCGGCAAGUUCACACUCGGGGGCGGCGGCGACGGCGGUGAUGGCCACGCCCGCCCGACCCCCUUCAAGCUGGACGCGCACCGCGCGCCGAAACUGCCCGGCGACUGGACCGACGACACGGACCACGCGCUGCUGGUGCUGCUGGCCUUUUUGCGCACGGCGCGCACGGCCGGGGGGCGGAUGUCGGGGUUUGAUUUUGGGUUGGGUGGGAAGGGGCUGGCGGGAUCGCAGCGGCUGCCGACGCAGCAGGACCUGGCGGCGCGGCUGCGCGUGUGGGUGAGUCAGGGUUUUCGGCCGCUCGAGACCAUGCCGUUGGGGCUGGGGCGCUUGGUCGGUACGGUGGUCGCGUCGGCGGGGUUUGAUACGGACCCGGAGCGCGUGGCGAGGGAGUACUGGGAGCGGACGGGCCGGAGGGUGGCGCCGAAUGGGAGUUUAAUGAGGACCCAUCCGCUGGGGGUGGUUUGCUUGUUCCGGCCGGAGGAGGAGGCGUUUGAGAUUGCUGCGACUCUGUCGCGGGUUACCCACUUCGAUCCGCGGUGUGUGCUGGCGUGUGUUUUGGGGACGGGGUUGGUCAGGGCGCUGGCGAGGGGUGAGGUGGUGGUGGAGGGCGAUGUGGAUGCGGUGAUAAGGCGUGCGCUCAAGUGGUUUCAGGCUACGCAGCAAGAAGCGGAUAAGCUGGACAGUGAGGAGUUGAUGAGGCAUGUUAGCUCUGGUGAGGUGUUAGAUGACCUGAAACUGGACGAGCAGGCUGCAAUCGGGUAUGUGUACAAGACGCUCGGAUCGGGGGUGGUACUCUUGCGCAUGGCGAUUCGACGGUUGGUGGCAAGCAAGAACGAGCUGCUGGACCGGACUAUUCUGUUUGAGCAGCUCAUCACAGAUCUCAUUAUGCGUGGUGGGGACGCUGACACCAACGCAUGCUUUGCCGGGGCAUUGCUCGGCGCCUAUCUUGGCUACUCCGCGUUGCCGGACCACUGGAAGCAUGGCCUGAAGAACGGAGAGUGGCUUCUGGGCAAGGCAGUUGUUUUAUGCCAGGUUCUCGGGGUGAAGGAUGGCUUUUACGCCGGGACGGAGGAUAAAGACAGUCACCCUCUCGGCGGGAAGCCCGCCAUCAGCCAACAGGAGAUGGAAGGCCGCUGGAUGGUGUUGCAGCAAGCCACAAUGAGGAAAAUGGAGGAUGCAGCGAAGACACCCUCGAAACCUUCUGGGUCGAAUUGGUCGUCGUUUUUGUGGAAGAAGGGGAGCGAAGGGAACCCACGUUAAUGGUGCUAGGGUAGGUAGUUAUGAGUAUGAUGAGGUAGUCGAGUCUGGGGCGCAAAGGUCGACUGGGGUGUUUGGUUGUUGGAGCUGACGAGUACACCACGGCUCGAGCAGAAAAUGGGAUUUUCAGAGCAAUUAUAUGCCUUCUCAUCAUCAAGGGCCACGUUGUGAUAACCUGAAUGGUCCCAGGCACACGGUCGG